Molecule: messenger RNA, 1362 nt
Organism: Triticum turgidum subsp. durum (durum wheat)
Lineage: Eukaryota; Viridiplantae; Streptophyta; Magnoliopsida; Poales; Poaceae
Source: the annotation of a GenBank genome assembly
AUGGCAUCAGCAAGCUCACAAAUCUGGUCACCCUUGAUCUUGGGGGGGAAUGAGUUCAUCGGCAAUAUUCCAGAGUCUAUAGGUGAUCUGAAGAGAUUGGAGGAGCUGCAUUUGGACCACAACAACAUGUCAGGGGAGCUGCCAACAGCUCUAAGCAACUGCACGAAUCUCGUGACAAUUGACCUCAAUAGCAACCACUUCAGUGGAAAACUUACCAAGGUCGACUUCAUAAGCCUGCCGAAUCUAAAAAAGUUAGAUCUUCUUUUCAAUGACUUCACCGGCACAAUUCCAGAACGCAUAUACUCCUGCAGUAAGCUGACUGCACUAAGGCUAUCUUACAAUCAUUUUAAUGUUCAACUGUCAGAAAAAAUAGGCGAUCUGAAGUCCCUCUCAUUCUUAUCACUUGCUCAUAGCUCUCUUACAAAUAUCACAAGAACACUUCAGAUCCUUAGGAGUUCUAGAAGCCUCACCAUCCUUUAUAUUGGGUUCAACUUCCUGCAUGAGACCAUGCCAGAGGAUGACAGCAUUGAUGGUUUUGAGAAUCUCCAGGUUCUUUCCAUGAAUUAUUGUUCAUUGUCUGGAACAAUACCUGACUGGUUAUCAAAGCUCGCUAAUUUGGGGAUGCUAUUUUUGCAAAACAAUCAACUAACUGGAUCAAUACCUGACUGGGUCAGCAACCUACACUUGCUCUUCCAUCUAGAUAUAUCAAACAACAGCUUUACAGGGGAAAUUCCAAGUGCCUUAAUGGAGAUGCCAAUGCUAGAAUCAGAUAAGACUGCACCAAAGGUCUUCUUUGAGCUGCCUGUUUGGAACAAGAACACAUUUAUGCAAUACCUCAUGCUCAGUGCUUUUCCUAAGGUGCUUAAUCUAGCCAUCAAUAAUUUCACUGGUGUGAUUCUGGAGGAGAUCGGUCAGUUAAAUGCACUCAUCGCACUCAAUUUAAGCUCAAAUGAGUUAUCUGGAGAGAUCCCUCAAGCAAUCUGCAACCUCAGGAACCUGCAGGUGCUCGACUUAUCUGUUAACCAUCUUACUGGUGUAAUUCCAGCUGCACUAAACAAUCUGAACUUCCUUUCUGAGUUUGACAUUUCUAAUAAUGACCUAGAAGGCCCUAUUCCAACCGGGGGCCAGCUUAGCACGUUUCCAGAUUCGAGCUUUGAUGGAAACUCAAAACUGUGUGGUCCUAUGAGUCUAAGCCGCUGUGGCUCAGCAGGAGCAGGUCUGACCUCCACUUCCUACAGAAAACAGUUCAGAUGUAAGGUCAAACAGUUCAGAUGUAAGGUCAUCUUCGCGAUCUCUUUUGGUAUUUUCUUUGGAGUCGGAGUGCUAUAUGGUCAGAUGGUUUUGGCUAGAUAUUUUGGCUAG